Messenger RNA from Lolium rigidum, 3393 nucleotides. Its product is annotated as receptor kinase-like protein Xa21. The record is from RefSeq and is a predicted model, not a curated record. Gene Ontology annotation, molecular function: receptor serine/threonine kinase binding; protein kinase activity; ATP binding. Bases 1 to 3393 code for a protein of 1130 amino acids. Gene Ontology annotation, biological process: protein phosphorylation. The transcript has 2 exons. Lineage: Eukaryota; Viridiplantae; Streptophyta; Magnoliopsida; Poales; Poaceae.
AUGAACACUUUGGAUGUCUUGUUUCCAGGCGUUGUUUGGUAUCUUUACCUCUUUAACUUCUUUUGCAGCCUACCACUAGCCACCUGCGAUGAAACUGAAGAUGAUAGACAAGCUCUUCUUUGCUUUAAGUCCCAGCUCACAGCUCCAGCAGGAAUUUUAGCUUCAUGGAGCAACACGUCCUUGGACGUCUGCAGCUGGCAUGGCAUCACCUGCAGCACGCUGUCUCCUCGCCGUGUGAUUGCACUGGACCUGGAUUCAGAAGGCAUCUCAGGCUCCAUACCGGUUUGCAUCGCCAACCUGACCUCUCUCACAAGGCUGCAGCUCUCAAAUAAUAGCUUCCAUGGUGAAAUACCUUCUGAGCUUGGCGUCCUGAGCCGGCUCAGCAAAUUCAACCUCAGCAUGAAUGCUUUGGAAGGUAACAUCCCAUCUGAACUCUACGCAAUGUCCCAGCUUCAAAUUCUGGAUUUGAGGAGCAAUUCCCUCCACGGUAGGAUCCCCCCUAACCUAGGUCAAUGCGAGCAUCUUCAAGAGAUUAAUCUUAGCAACAACAAUAUAGAAGGGGUCAUCCCUUCUUCAUUUGGAACCCUUCCUGAGCUGCGCAAGCUCGUUCUAACUAACAACAGGCUUACCGGCAACAUACCGCCGUCUUUGGGCAGCAGCCGUUUUCUCAAAUAUCUUGAUCUUGGGGUGAAUGCUCUAAUAGGCGUAAUCCCGGAGUCCCUAGCAAACAGUUCAUCUCUCCAAGUACUUAGGCUCAUGAGCAAUAAUCUUACUGGAGAACUACCAAAGGCUCUCUUCAACACAUCGUCUCUUCUUGAUAUUUCCCUCCAACAGAACAACCUUGUUGGUUCCAUGCCUUCUGUUACUGCCACCUCUCCGCCUAUUCAAUAUCUUGAUUUAACGAAUAACCAUAUUUCAGGAAAAAUACCUUCCUCGAUAGGAAACCUUUCCUCCCUCAUUGAUCUUCGUCUUACGGAGAAUAAUUUAUCUGGGAGCAUACCAGACAGCUUAUGUCAAAUUCCGGCACUACAGAUACUGGCCAUGAGCGUGAACAGCUUAUCUGGGCCAGUUCCACCAUCUCUCUUCAACAUGUCAUCCCUGACAUUUCUUGCCAUAGGGAACAACUCUCUUGUUGGAAGCUUACCGUCCAACAUUGGUUACACACUCCCAAAUAUUCAGGCACUAAUCCUCUCAACAAACAAGUUUGAUGGCCCAAUCCCAGCUUCUCUUGCUAAAGCAUACAACCUUGGUAUGCUCUACCUGUAUAACAACAGCCUAACUGGGUCCAUACCCUUCUUUGGGUCAUUGCCAUACUUAGAGCAACUUGAUUUGUCAUACAACAAGUUAGAUGCAGGAAACUGGGGAUUUGUUUCUUCACUCACAAAUUGUUCUAUGUUGACUAAACUGAUGCUGGCUGGGAAUAAUCUCCAAGGGAAUUUACCAAGUUCUAUCGGGAAACUUUCCGGUAGUCUCGAAUGGUUAUGGCUAAGGGAAAACAAAAUUUCUGGGCCUAUACCACAAGAAAUUGGCAAUCUUACAAGCCUCAGCAGUGUAUACAUGGAUUACAAUCUUAUCACUGGUGAUAUACCAUCAACAAUUGGGAAUUUGCACAACUUGGUCUUUCUAUCCUUCGCACACAACAGACUGUCAGGGCAAAUCCCAGAAACUAUUGGAAAUCUAGUUCAGCUAAGUUCUCUGAAAUUGGAUGGGAACAACAUUACUGGUAGUAUACCUGCAAGUAUAGGACGUUGUAAUCAACUCUUAAUACUGAACCUUGCUCACAACUCACUAGAUGGCAGUAUACCAAGUAAAAUCUUCCAGAUUUCUUCUCUUUCUCAAGAGUUGGACUUGUCACACAAUUACUUGUCUGGAGGAGUGCCAGUGGAAGUAGGCGGUCUCAUUAAUCUGAACAAACUUAGCAUAUCUAAUAACAGGUUGUCUGGCAACAUCCCAUCCACUCUUGGCCACUGUGCAGUUCUGGAGUAUCUUGAGAUGCAAAGCAACUUCAUUGUCGGAAGCAUCCCAGAAGCUUUUGCCAACUUAGUCAGCAUAAAAAAGAUUGAUAUUUCUCACAACAAUUUGUCCGGAAAAAUUCCAGAGUUCUUCACAUCCUUGAGUACCCUGCAAGAUUUCAAUUUGUCUUUCAACAAUUUUGAUGGAGAAGUUCCGAGAGGUGGUGUUUUUGACAAUGCUGGUGCGGUAUCAAUUGAAGGGAAUGAUUAUUUGUGCACUACUAGCAUUACCACAGAUGGUAUACCAUUUUGUUCCACACGAGUUGGCAGGAAAGAGAAACACAAUUCAUUGGCUCUGGUCCUAGGGAUAGCCAUCUCAACCUUUGUUCUUGGUAUAUUAAUUUUGUUAUGUGUUGCAAUAAUUUGUUGGAGCAAGAGAAUGCGGGAAAAAACACAUUUGCAAGAAUCCAAUGAGCACAUGAAGAAGCUUUCAUAUGAAGACAUUGUGAGGGCAACGGACAGGUUCUCUCCAGCAAACCUAAUUGGAUCAGGAUCAUUUGGAGUGGUUUAUAAAGGAAGUUUGAACCGUCCAGAUGAUCAAGUUGCCAUCAAGAUUUUUAACCUUAACAUUUACGGAGCAGGUAGGAGCUUUAUUGCAGAGUGUGAAGCCCUACGAAAUGCCCGUCAUCGAAAUCUUGUAAAGAUCAUCACUUCAUGCUCUUCUGUGGAUUCUACUGGGAAAGAUUUCAAGGCCCUCGUGUUCCAAUACAUGCCGAAUGGGAACCUAGAAAUGUGGCUACACCCAAAAAAAGCACUUGAACAUGGUGACAGACAUAUUUUGACUUUCAGCCAAAGGAUCAAAAUUUGUUUGGAUGUAGCAUUUGCUUUGGAUUAUCUCCAUAACCAGUGUGCAGCUCCACUAAUACACUGCGACUUGAAGCCAAGCAAUAUUCUUUUGGAUCUUGACAUGACCGCCUAUGUCACCGACUUUGGCCUAGCAAGAUUUAUGUUCACUACACGGAGCGCACAUCAAGACCGUUCAGAAAGUUUGGCCUGCCUUAAAGGAUCCAUCGGGUACAUCCCACCAGAGUAUGGCAUGAGUGAUGGGAUAUCAACCAAGGGUGACGUCUACAGUUUCGGAGUGCUUCUGCUACAGAUGAUGACAGGGUGCAGUCCAACAGAUGAGAAAUUCAGCGAUGGUGGGACUCUUCGUGAGUUCGUCGAAAGAGCGUUUCCAGAUAAUAUUAACGCGGUUGCCGAUCCAGCGAUGCUGCAAGAUGACAGCAAUGCGGCCGAAGUGAUGACGAAGUGCGUCAUUCCGCUGGUUAGAGUAGGCCUAUCUUGCUCCAAAACAUCCCCCAGGGAGCGGCCGGACAUGGGACGAGUUUCGACUGAGAUCCUCGGAAUCAUGCAUGUGGCCUCACACAUGGGUGUGAUGUGA